AUGCUAAAGUUAAGCUUCAGGUGUGGCAAUGAAUUAAAAGAUAAUGUACAACUGUCUGUAAAUACAAAAGAAAGUAUAUUAAAUCUGGAGAAACAAUACUUUAAAAACUCUGAUCCAGCUUUUGACGAAUUUACGUUAGUUUCAGUCGGCUAUCAGAAAAAUGAUGAAUGGUGCAACAUUAUUGAGACCAACUUUGAUCAGUCUAUGCACAAUUUAAAAAUGCCAGAAAAUUCUACAAUUCUGUACACAUAUAAAAUUCCGGAGCAAGCAAAAGUAACCGAAAAUGUGGAACCGCCCUAUGACGAUCCGAAUGAUGUCAAUAUGUGCGAGUCAGACACAACUAUCAAUGAUCAAGACAAUAAUCUGCCUAGUUAUUGUCCUCCCGAGCCUGAUCCAUUACAAGAGAAAAGUAAAGCCGAAGGUGAGGCUGAAUUAAGAUUAGUAUUAAAGCUGUAA
Molecule: messenger RNA, 456 nt
Organism: Didymodactylos carnosus
Lineage: Eukaryota; Metazoa; Rotifera; Eurotatoria; Philodinida; Philodinidae
Source: the annotation of a GenBank genome assembly